Molecule: messenger RNA, 1986 nt
Organism: Linepithema humile (Argentine ant)
Lineage: Eukaryota; Metazoa; Arthropoda; Insecta; Hymenoptera; Formicidae
Source: RefSeq, a predicted model, not a curated record
GCUAGCAGCUACCUCGAAAUGUUAUCGUUCGUUUUUUUAUUACUUUACUUCCUAAUGCCGAUUCAAAAGAUUGCUACACAAUUUUUAAAUUUAUAUAAAAUGUCACCCGACUACCGCGCCGCGCAUACUUUCGUGCAGGACAGCGUGGAAUAUAUCUUCUGCGAGUAUCGCGUAACCUGGGAUGAAGCUCGCAUGAUGUGUUUAAGUUAUAAAGCCGAACUUGCGACGGUGGAUAGCGAGCGAAAAGCGCGGGUUGCAAUCCGUACGAUCGUCGAUAGUGAUUUGCGACUUACCGAAAAUCUAUGGAUUGGAGCGCGGGAGGACUCUGCCGGUUCCUGGUACUGGAUCUCAAACGGGAAUAAAAUAACUUUAAAAACCGUUUCACAUCGGAACGUCAGUUUAUGGUAUCCAUAUUCUGCAGAUGAGAAUUUACUAUGUUUGAGUUUAGGCAGAGUGCAUCACGAUGCGCCAAUUUUCGUUCCACUGCGAUGCAAUCAACGGCGACCCUUUAUUUGUCAGAAAGAUAAAAGUAAAUCUAACGAUGAAAGUGUCAAAAUAAUGGGUUCCACUCGAAUAAAUGAAGAGGAAUUUAUUUUAUAUUCAACGAGACUCACCUGGCCGGAUGCUGUUAUUCAUUGCAGAAAAGAGGGUUUACAAAUUGCUGAGGUCAAAACGACGGCACAAGCUGAAUCGUUGGCAUUUCUCAUGAUACGAGCUCGACCAGAAUCAAUUGAAAAUGCAUGGAUUGGUGGAUAUGCGACUGGAAAUACGUGGAAGUGGUUGCCUUCUGGCAGCAUUAUCACAAAUAAUGAUUUAUGGAAAGAUGAUAACAGAAAAUCGCAUGGUUCUUUGCUGGAUACACAUGUAUGUGAACUGCCGGUUUAUCUGGAAACGCAAUGCGAUCGUAAACGUGAUGUUCUUUGCCAAAGACCUUUAAAGAAGCAGAUAAGUGAAAAGCCUAUCCCAGUUUACAUAGAAGAAUGUCCUUAUUGGAUUGGAUUUCAUGCACUCAACUGGUUUCAAGCCAGAGUCUCGUGUAAUGAAUUAAAUGCAUCGCUCGUUAUAUUGGAUUCUUCGAGAAUUAUUAGUCACAUGAUGUUUUUGAUGGAAGACAAUCAAGAAGAAUUGCGGCAUAUUUGGACUGACGGCCGGCGUAAAUUGUUGCGAACGACGUUCAGCAACACAACGCUCCACAGAUGGUCCUGGGAAAGUACUGGUGAACCAGUUCCCGAAAUAGGAGCGAGCUUUGUUCCGUGGUGCUCUGGCGGUCAAUGUCACGAUAAUGGCGCAAAUUGCUUGAACUUGGAUCGCACGGGUUACGACACUCCCAUCGUAUACGGCCUAGCCUGUAACCAGAGUCAAACGUACGUCUGUCAACCCUGGUCAGGAGCAUGCGUGACUCGCAAAUCGGAUUUGAACACGAAUUACGCAAACGAUGACGACUUGCCGCAAACAUUUUUGCCAUCGGAGACAACGAUAGUACCUUAUUACGAUGACAAAAUUAAUCCGAAAUUGUUUCAUACUAUCACAUCUAUUAAUACAAAUCAUAAUUUUUCAUUAAAACCAAAAAGUUUGUCCAAUAAUUCUCAAAAAAAUAUAAAUUUUGAAGAAGUAAGUUCAAUAGGUACAAAUUUUUCUAAACAUAACAUUGAUUACAACACAAGGAAGAGUUUUGAGAAAAUUGCACAUAGAGAAUUCAAAUUAAAAUUUUUAUUCGGUAAUAAUAUCGUGCCUUUAAUAAGCAAUGAUAAAAUUUUGAAUAGAUCUGAAUUUAGAUAUUUACCUAUUAACGUAUUUGAUGCGAGAUCGAGGCUUUAUGACAAAGUUAAAGUAUAUCCAUUGGUCUUCCGACCUCUCGUCUACUUUCUGCCUAAUCGAUAUUAUUAUUAUCCAAAGCAUAAUCUUCAGUCUAAUCAGAAAAAGAUAUUUCUAUUUCGAAAUAAAAAUCGGAAUAAUUAUACUACAAAAAGUUCAAAUUAAAUUUGA